Messenger RNA from Strongylus vulgaris, 399 nucleotides. The record is from the annotation of a GenBank genome assembly. Lineage: Eukaryota; Metazoa; Nematoda; Chromadorea; Rhabditida; Strongylidae.
GUGCAACCUACUGCUCAACAAGCAUCUCUUCCUGUACUAAAUUGUGCUUCUAUUAUGGUUAUUGUAGACGGUUCAGCUGUCCUUGAGGAAGUUGAUGGGCCAAGCAGUAGCCGGUCAAAGACGCAAUCCGUCGUCAAUCUACAGACGCUGGAUAGUCGAAACGUUGCACGAGGAGAUAUUAUCUAUAUUCCUCCCGGAAGAAGGUUAAGAUUCACGCGAUGCACUUCGCCAAUAGAAGGAUUUCGGACAUUUAGCUUUGAAAUUGGGCCAGAUCACGAGAACCGGAAAGUUGUCAAGGAAAUCCCCUCGACAGUCUCUAUGAAGAAGCCACUUUUCACUUUGGAACCUCUUGCUGAGAAAGCAUUCUCGGUGGAAUCCGAGAUGGACGGCUUUAUAUAA